Xenia sp. Carnegie-2017 is the source of this 1389-nucleotide messenger RNA. RefSeq lists its product as uncharacterized. Bases 678 to 1106 code for a protein of 142 amino acids. The record is from RefSeq and is a predicted model, not a curated record. The transcript has 6 exons. NCBI's taxonomy places the organism in Eukaryota, Metazoa, Cnidaria, Anthozoa, Malacalcyonacea, Xeniidae.
UCAGUUUCCUGACUACGAUGAGAAGUUAGAAUUUCUUGUUGGUAGCAUGAAACAAGGGGUUACUUGCAAUCAGAAGUGUAUCAGUUACUCUCUCGAACGCCAGAUGGAGCGUCAGUGUAGAAAAAGGAACAUAUUUCAUUACACAUCAAUAGAAAGUAUUCUUCAACAAUGGAACGCUAAUUUUGAGAACGAAAAUUUAACGUUUGUACCAAAUGAAUAUCGCCCACUGGUUGCUCGCUGGAUAAAUGGUCUUUGAUGAUUAAUAAACUUCGGGAGACGUUAGCCAGUCAAACUUCUAUUGGUGUUGUUGGACUGAUAAACUCUGGAAAAUCAAAACUUGUUAGCUCAAUGUUUGAAGUAAUGACGGCGUCUGACACCACAGAUCAGAAGCGAACCACCGUUCCGUUGAUUUACAACUUGGAUGAGCACUUUAAAGGUUUAGAUGUCAUUGAUUUUCCUGGUGUUGAUGAUGGUGAUGAGACAGUUCCUGAGUUGGCAAAAUUGUUGUUAAGUUUGACUCGGAUUGUUGUAUUUGUUGUUGACUACAAGUAACGUGGCUUAAAAAUGUUUGAAAAGCUCAUUCCGAGUCAUCAAAACAAUGGCUUUCCAUACUCGAGAAAGAAAACGUACCUGUUCUUGUUUGUUUAACAUUUGGUGACAGACUUUUUGUUGAAUUAAUGGUUGAAAAGGGAAAUUGUGACAUUGACGCGAUAAAAGCGGGCGUGGAAAAUGAAGUGGAAACAAUCAAAAAGAAAAUCGGAUUGCCAGAAAGCAGUAAUCAACGUGAUUUUAAACUGUCAGUGUUGUCCUUUGACUACGAUUCCUACCUCAAUUCUGAGAAGUGGAAAGCAAAGCUGCGUAAAGUUGGUCUUUGUGAUGAACUUGAUGUGGGUCGUUGGAUCGCAGAGAAAUUGGAGGAUCAGUACGAGCUACAUGAUCUCUCACAGACUUUUUUAAAAUAUAUCGAGAACAAAGAAAGCAGCACUUUACAUCCAUGUCUGAAAGUACCUUUAUUUUUAAAGCAAAACAAAGAAACGAUAAAGACUAAAAAACGAGGAAAAGUGGGAAGAAAGCAAAAGAAAAGGAAAAAUGAAAUCAAUUCAUGAAGAUUUUUUAUCAAACAAUCGAGCAUCUGUAACCUCUAACAAUCGUUGUUGCAAAAACAUGCGUUUAAUUUACAAUUUGCAACUAUAGUACUCUUUACAUAGUAAAUGAAUUUGACUCACGUGUUAUUGUUCCAAUAUAAUAAGAUGACGAUGCUUUCAUUGAAACAGAAGUGUUGAUACGUGAGAGCACACUCAUCCAUCGAAACUUAUUCAAAGUGUUUAUGAUUUGAAAAUUCUGUAUCUAAAUUAUAUUUUAAUGAAAAGAAAGCUUUUCUUUAGCAGA